Scomber scombrus (Atlantic mackerel) is the source of this 3942-nucleotide messenger RNA. RefSeq names its product calmin a (gene clmna). The transcript is spliced from 13 exons. Gene Ontology annotation, molecular function: actin filament binding. Bases 281 to 3895 code for a protein of 1204 amino acids. The record is from RefSeq and is a predicted model, not a curated record. NCBI's taxonomy places the organism in Eukaryota, Metazoa, Chordata, Actinopteri, Scombriformes, Scombridae. Gene Ontology annotation, biological process: nuclear migration. Gene Ontology annotation, cellular component: nuclear outer membrane; cytoplasm; meiotic nuclear membrane microtubule tethering complex.
UCCUUCCACCCUGCUCUCCACUCAUCUCUGCGUGCUCUCCUCUCAGUGAGGGAGGGAAGCUAUCCGCAGUAAGCAGCAGCAUGCCCGGCUACUGAGAGACUGCUCCCCGUCAUCUCAGCCUGUGUGCCCGGCUUGCAUGGCUCCCGAUCGGCCGGCAGGACAAUAGUCAGCCCGCCUGCCCGCUGCAGCAGCAACAGCAGCAGCAGCUUCUCCUCCUCCAGCCCGGGAGCUUUGUGAGUGUUCCUGCCCGGGAUCCCUGCAGCACUGUCCGCGGGUCCAGAUGGCUGGACACGAGUGGGAGGACUGGUUCGAGCGGGAGGAAUUUAUCGGACAAAUCAGUGACAUCCGAGUGCAGAACUUGCAAGUUGAGAGAGAGGUGGUUCAGAAGAGGACCUUCACACGAUGGAUGAACCUACAUUUAGAAAAGUGUGACCCACCCAUCGAGGUCCACGACCUUUUCCGGGACAUCCAGGAUGGACGCAUCCUCAUGGCCCUGCUGGAGGAGCUCUCUGGAUGCAAGCUGCUUCAUGGCUUCAAGAAGUCCUCCCAUCGUAUUUUCAGACUCAACAACAUCGCCAAGGUCUUGUCUUUCCUUGAGGAGAGAAACGUAAAGCUGGUCAGUAUAGAUGCUGUUGAUGUUGCUGAUGGAAACUCCUCCAUCAUCCUGGGACUCAUCUGGAACAUCAUCCUCUUCUUCCAGAUUAAGGAGCUGACUGGAAACAUCAGGAGCCAGUUUCCCUCCUCCUCCAGCCUGUCAUCCAUUCCCACCAGCUCCGACUCUGACACGUCCAACAGCAGCACGCCGUCAAACGAGAGACAGUCAGCGUCAGCGGCCAUGCGAGAACACAGCAGGGCCAUCAAGAAGCUGCUGCAGUGGGUGCAGAAGCGAACACGCAAGUACAGUGUGGCAGUGAAGGACUUUGGGAAGAGUUGGACAAGUGGUCUUGCCUUCCUGGCUGUCAUCAAGUCCAUUGAUAGCAGCCUUGUGGACAUGAGGAAGGCCCUGCUGAGGGGCGCCAGGGAGAACCUGGAGGAUGCCUUCAGAAUAGCCCACUUUAGCUUGGGUAUCGCACGCCUCCUGGAGCCUGAGGACGUGAUGAUCAAUACACCAGAUGAGCAAUCCAUCAUGACGUAUGUGGCACAGUUCCUGGAGCACUUCCCUGGAAUAGAGGAGCCGGAGAAGCCCUGCAAGCUGAUUGAACGAAGCGUUUCUAUGGGUGGUCUCAACUACCGUGACCCUGACUUCCACCACACGAGGAAUGGAGCCUGCCGAAGCCGAGUGAAAGAGAGGUCCAUCAUGUUCGAGAAGGACUCUUCCCAACCCCCGCCCAAAAUCUUAAUUUCCUCUGUGUCAGAGGACAGAGGGAUCUUGUCACCCCGCUUCAGACCGGCUGCAUCUCGCUCGUGGUCUACCGAAGAAUUCUUAAUGGAUUCCCCCCACAUGGCUGACAACUCCAGUAGUGUGGUAGAAGACCCCAAUGAACCUGACAGUGAGGUCUUACCCAACUCAAUCUCAAACUCCCCACAGCUGUCUUACACUCACUCACCCACUGGCUCUUCAGUACCAGAGUUAGUGAACACAGAGUCAGUAAUGGGUGACUCAGCUAUCAGCUCACCGGACUCCUGGGUGGACAGUGAGUUCGGAGUAAUGCCAGAGAAGUUAUGCGAGAGUCGAAGUGACAGUUCACUGUGUGACAGCGGAACAGCCUGGGAUGUGUACCGUGCCACCCCCGUGGAGGUCACCAAUCUUGAUGAAGGAUUUGUCCCUGCCAUAGGGGAUAGCGUCUCCGAUGACCAGUCGAUUACUGAGUCAUACAUCGAUGAAGGGAUUUACUCAUUGAGCUCAUUGGAGAGCACCCAGGAGAAGAACCAAGGACAUACUGAGAAAAAUCAGGAGGACAAUCAAGAAGUCAAAGAGACAAAGGAAAACCUUGAGAAUCAUGAGCAGGACUUGUCACUUGAACAGGUGCCUGGUCAGAAUGAAGCUGAGGUUACAAAAGAAGUAGACUCUAAGCAGAUGGUUGCAAUUCUGCCUCAAAAAGACGAAGUGCCCGCAGAGCAAGAACCUUCUUUUGGACUCUGUGAUGCAGAAGAACUGGCCAAUUCUACUGUUGGAGAUCUCAUUGAAACUGAUCAAACUAACCAAUCCCAGCCCAGCUCCAACACUGAACUACCACCUCCUGAAGCAAGUACCCACAAAGAACCUGAAGGUUUAAAGGAAGCUGUGGACAUGGAUGCACAGAACUGUGAAGGACUAUUUAAUGGUCAAACUGAGAGAAAUAAUCCUGAAGAGGUUGAAGUGGAAACUGAAUGUCAGAAAACAGAUUCUUCUUUAGAGGAUGAAAAAGAGAAGUCAAAAGAUGAGUCAGAGAUUGUAAAGGAAAAGCAUGAGGGGGUAAAAGAAAUACAAAGUGAAGCAAGUGAAGAAGUUCUAAGAGGCUACCCAGAUCCCCAAGAAAAGAUAAGCACAGAGACUUGUGACUCACAUUCAACCAAUCAAGGUGGAGGAUCAAUACCAAGUUCUGACCCAUGCAUGGGCAUAAAUAUUCCUCUCAUAUCCAUUUCCAGUGAGCCAGAAGAACAGGAUGAAGAGGAAAAAUCUGGCCCAGAAGGACAAGAUCAUGCUGGGGAUGAAGAUGUACCCCAAACAGAGGCACAUGGAAGUAAGGGAACUGGGACAGAUGUCAACAGUGCUGAAUAUCCUGAUGAACUGGCCUGUGAUUCCAAUGAAGAAGGUGCUAGCAACCUUGCUGAGAUUGCUUCCUCCCUGAUAUCAGAAAAAGCAACAACUUUGAAGCAAAUUACAGACAGGCAUUUGGAUGAUACAGAUGAACACGACAUCAGGAAUUCUUCAAACACACACAUAUCUGGGUCAGAGACAAUAGAUGACAUGGAAAUAAGUGAAGACAAACAGGAACCUCCUCACCGUAACUCUCAGACAGGUGAUACUGACAAGGACUUGAUUGGUCAGUCUUCUACAGAUGCUGAAACUAAUCUUGUGAAUACUGAGCAGGACAUAGAUUCAACUUAUCCACCUGAUGAUCACCAAGAUAAAAUGGAAGAAACCAUUCCAGCCACUACACAGCAGAACACAGAUCCAGAGAACAUACAGCCCAAUGGUAAGAUGGGGGCUUUGUGUUUUGAACAAAUUGGUUCGUCCAGAGACAUGGAUUUGUUUUAUACAGACUUUGACCGAAGUUCUCCCACAGAGGAUCUGGUCGGUGAUCUUAUGGAGCCCAUGGAUCUGUUCUACCCUGACAAAGAGGAGCCCAUGUUUACAGAGCCACCUGAUAAUGAGAUGCAGAGCUGGCCCUCUGUUUUGAGUGUAUCUGCUCUCCAGCCAGCACCAGCUUCAGAGACUCUGCCAGAAGACCAACCUCUUAACCUGCCGGAGGAGGACAUCAGGAAUGGAGGAGAUUUAUUACAAGAACAGGACGAGGUGAUCGCUAAACUCAGCCAGGAGACCGACGAAGCAUCUGAACUGCAGGAACAGUGUUUGUUGCCUGAGGAGAGGAGUGGAGGGCUGUGGGAUGGUGAUGUUCCUCUGGAUGGCAGUGAUCUCAGUGAGGCUGAGCUUCAGAGUUUAGACUCUGCCAGGGAAAACACAGAGCCUAUGAGGUGUGACAGUAGAAGCUCCAGCAGACAGGAGGAUAACCAGAUCCCUCCAGUUCUCCGUCACAGGAAGGGAGCUCGCUUCACAGAGGCCACGGACAAUCAGACAGCCGUCACUGCUCCCACCAGAAAAGAUGACAAUGCUGAAUCUGAUUCUUGGUGGAGUGACAGCUGCGAGCCAUAUCUCCUGCUGCUGCUGUGGCUGCUGCUCUAUUGUUUCUGGUUACUACCACAGAUGGAUCUGAAGUCACUGCCCAGCCUGCUGCUUAACCUCAACCACUGAACACACACUCCCACACACACACACACACACACACACUGAUACACAGA